This is a messenger RNA of Homarus americanus (American lobster), 906 nucleotides long. RefSeq lists its product as uncharacterized. The record is from RefSeq and is a predicted model, not a curated record. Lineage: Eukaryota; Metazoa; Arthropoda; Malacostraca; Decapoda; Nephropidae.
AUGUCUGGUGGAGAUGUAACAAAGCUUAUGAGUGCUGUUAAGGAUGGACUUCAUGUUGAAUGGGCUGAAUUUAAAAAAUCAAAACUAGUUUCAGCAAAACCAGUCUGUUUAUAUGCUAUUGGGGGUCAGCGUGACACUCCCAUAUCAGCGCUGGCCAGCAUCAGUGCAGGAAUAAGGGAGUGGGAAGAAUGUUUAAAACAUACAGUCGAUCCAACUGUGGACAAGGUGAGAGGUGUGCUGCCCAGUGAAAUCAUGGUAGGGGCAGAAGGACAAGUCAUGCUUUAUCCUGUGCGGCGUCAUGUUCCCAUUGAUGCAGGUGCCUCCACCCCGGGAAGUACAAUAUCAUCUGCCUCGAAGCCAGUGGAACCAAAAAUUUUUCCCUCUGUUGCUGGUGGAAAUAAUAAAAAAUUACCACCCAAAGCAAUGUUAUUAUCUAUCGUAGAACAAACGUCAAAUUACAUGUUGGAUCAUGUAAAAAGAGUGAGUGAAAACGCCUUCAUAGCAGGCAAUAACAAAAUCUUAUUCAUGUGCCUGGCUUCAGCUGCUCUGGUGAGAAGUAGACUCAAUGCCUACAAAGACAUUUUAAAACAACCAGCCUCAAAGAAUCUGACUACUGCACUGGGUCGGUGUGGUGAAGUUGUGGAUUUCAUGAUGCAAAAUAUCCUGAGUUACAACUGUGACCUGCUCCAUUCAUCACUGCUGCAUGACACUGCCAGUCAUGACUGGACAAAUCCUAAGCCUUACCAGGAAAGUAGCAGAUCAUCACUGACUCUCCAAAUGUGGGCAUUCUAUAUGCAAGGUGUGCGGAAUGACCUGUGGAGAUACACGUCACCACGCAUAGGUGAGAGUAUUUUGGCCAGCAUUUUCACCGACACCCUUAGCCUUCUGGCUACAAGAUAUGCCCAG